This is a messenger RNA of Planococcus citri (citrus mealybug), 3261 nucleotides long. RefSeq lists its product as uncharacterized. The transcript has 8 exons. Bases 266 to 2578 code for a protein of 770 amino acids. The record is from RefSeq and is a predicted model, not a curated record. NCBI's taxonomy places the organism in Eukaryota, Metazoa, Arthropoda, Insecta, Hemiptera, Pseudococcidae.
AAAAACUGAAACGAGGAAGUGUCAGUUGAAAUUUGUAUUCAUACAAAAUGUUUUCACAAAUUAAAAUAAUUGGUGUUUAUUUAUUGAUUAUCAAUGUCGUUCUGUGGAAUCGACAGUGAAUAUGAAUUAAGAACCAAUGAAAAUGAAUUGACUAACAGUGAAGAAGAAAAAAUACGCAGUGGUGACAAUGAAAUAGUGUUCUCCUUACACAAGACUGAAGUGAGGAAGUGUCAAUUGUUGGUAUAAAAAACGGUAUUCGUACAAAAUGAUUUCCCAGAUUAACGCGAUUGGUGUUUGCUUAAUUAUCAUUAAUAUCCUGUGUGGAAUCGACGGUGAAGAUGAUACAACUAGCAGAGGAGAUGAAAUAAAUAGCAGUGACAAUGAAAUACAUCCAUCUAAAUGUAAACAUUUAACAACCAACAAUGACUCCUAUAUAUUUUAUCCAGUUGAAGACAUACGAAAUGAGAGAGGGUUUUUCCUAAAAUUCAACGUAAAAGCUGAACGCGGUGUUCAUAUCAUAUUUUCUUCAACAAAUCUAACUGAAAACAGUGAUCACAAAGGUUUUGAAGUAGUUAUAAGUGGUGGCCAGCACGAUGCAAUUUCGGAGAUACGAACAACUCAAGCUUCAGAAAAAGAUACAUCACAUAUACACUAUGAAAAGAACAUGGUUUCAUAUAAAGAAUGGCAUCAAUUCUGGAUUCGAAUCACCUCAGAUGGAACAUUAAUUGAAGUUGGAAAAAAAGGCAGCAUUCCGUUUAUGUCUUCGAGAACGAAGCCUCGGUUAAUCGAGUACUAUGGAUUCGCCAGUGAUAACAAUCCCAUCAACUAUGCCUUUCUGUGCUUUGAGAGGAAUAACAUAGAUGUUUCCCAGUAUAGAACUUUAACAACCUACGAUGACGCUUACACAUUUUAUCCGAUCGAAGAAAUGAAAAAUAAUGGCACAAUUUUCCUUGAAUUCAUGGUGAAAACUGAUCAAGACGCUCACAUUAUUUUUUCUCCAACAAAUGAAACUGUGAAAAAGGAUGAGAAAAUUUUCAAAGUAAUUUUAGGUGGUCAUACGAAUAGGAUUUCAGCAAUCAAAACCUCUGAACUAGAUGAACCAGGAAGCAAACACCCCGAAGAAGAUAUAUUAUUGCCCGACGAAUGGCGUUCAUUCUGGAUUCGAAUUACACAAGAUGGAGCAUCAAUUCAAGUCGGAAAGAAUGGGAGUUCCGCUUUCAUGUCUUUGAAGACGGAGCCCAGGCCAAUCAAGUAUUAUGGAUUUGCAAGUAGUGGCAGUUUCGCUAACUGGGCGUUUCCAAGUCUCAAGAAAAAUAAUGUAGUGACAAAUGUGUGCAUUCCUUCACCAUGCGGUCCAAACAGCGAAUGUAAACAAAAAGACAACCACGCGAUAUGUUCCUGCAAGAAAAAUCAGCUAGAUUCGCCUUCAACGUGUAGAUUUGAAUGCAUUUUCAAUUCGGAAUGCCCACAAGACAAAGCCUGCAUCGGGAAAACAUGCCAAGAUCCGUGCGCUGGAAUGUGCGGCAAAAAUACAAAUACAAAAUGCGAAGUAGAAAACCAUGCGCCUAUAUGUAGCUGUAUAGCUGGAUUAACAGGAGAUCCAUCAACAGAAUGUGUUAAAGAAGAAGAUCUUCCUAAAUACAGAAGCUCAACAACCCACUUCGGAGGACACACAUAUUAUCCAAUCAGCGUUAUAAAAAAUGAUAAACAAAUUUUCAUGAAGUUCAACGUGAAAACUGAAGCAAUCCUUUACAUCACUUUUCAUUCAACAAAUCCAUUCGUAACGAACGAAUACCAAGAUUUUAUAUUGACGUUUGGUUCAAAGGAAUUAAAAACAGAAAUCAGAUCACAACCAUUAUUAUCAGCCAUGAUUUAUAAUGAAUACAAUUUACUAUCAAAUGAAGAAUGGCGUCCAUUUUGGAUUCGAAUUACCCCAGAUGGAUCAUCAAUUGAAGUAGGAAAGAAUAUUGGGAAACUCCCAUUCAUGUCUAUAAAAAAAGAUCCUCAGCCAAUCAAGUACUUUGCUUUCACUACUCUUGGCGUUUGUCACUGGAAUUUUGUAAGUUCCAAGGACACUAACAUAGAUCUUCUCCGGUACAGAACUCAUUCAUCAGGAUCCACUCAUUCCACACUUUACCCGAUUGCAGAUAUAAAUAGUGAUGAUGAAUUUUUUUUGGAAUUCAACCUCAAAGCAAAACAUUCCGCCCAAAUCAUUUUUACAGAAAAAAAUGAUCCUGAAAUAUCUGCAAGUUCUAAAAAUGAUACAAAGUAUCAGGAUCUGGAUAUUUUUUAUGUAGUCAUAGAAAAUACGCAUUUAUCAAUCCGAACAACUCCUGCCGGAGAAGAACAAGUUAGUUACCAUGAGGAAAAUCUCAUAUCAUCUGAAGAAUGGCGCAUAUUUUGGAUUCGAAUCACAACAGAUGGAUCAUCAAUUGAAGUUGGAAAAAACGGGGGACGUGCCCUGGCAUCUCUGGAAACGAAGCCUAGGAUAAUCAAAUACUUUGGUUUUUCUAGUGAUGAGGAUGGUGCUUGGUGGGCUUUUCCACCCCAGAAAGCUAAAUUUCUCGUAUUUCUAUAAUUAAUUACAAUUGGCUCUCGAACAAAGAAAUCCACAACUUCCAACCGAAUAAUUUUGCUUCCAUUGAAUCUGCUCCAAUAUUUCAAAUAUUUUCUGGAACUUCGUCAAGGAUAACAUUCUUCUGCAUCAUGUUAAUGGACAUUGGAUACGCAUUACACAACUUCUAUUCAACUUUCAGUAAAUCCAUUGGAGGAAAAAUCUUUCAGUCGUUCAAAUCUAGUUUCACGAUCCAUAAACUCACGAAAGUUAUUUAAAAAUUCAAUCAUAAUAAGCGCGCUUCUUGGUUUAAAUAAAUCAUUAAUCUAUGUGUAUAAUGUUUAUUCAUAUUUAAUUUACUUUUAAAUAAUUUAUUUAAAUUAGUUAAUACCUUAAUUAUAUUGAAAUUUUAAGAAGUACCUACCCAAUAUGAGAAUUGAUUACACUGACGAAUUUACUGAAAAACGAAUCAAUUUAUGCGCAAACAAUUCGUUUGAAAACAGAUCAACUUUGUUAAUAAACGAUAGAUAUAUAUAAUAAACCUUAUAAAAGGAAACUUGAAUUUUUGGGAGUAAGCAUAUAGUUAUCCCAGACCAUCAAAACGUAAAGAAAAGUCACUCCCCGACCCAAUUUUCAUUGCCUAUCGCAACAAAGACAGUUCCACUCGAAAAUUUUGGAAAUGGAAGCAUUGCAACCUGACGUGGAGG